Messenger RNA from Laccaria bicolor S238N-H82, 441 nucleotides. RefSeq lists its product as uncharacterized. The transcript is spliced from 7 exons. Bases 1 to 441 code for a protein of 146 amino acids. The record is from RefSeq and is a predicted model, not a curated record. NCBI's taxonomy places the organism in Eukaryota, Fungi, Basidiomycota, Agaricomycetes, Agaricales, Hydnangiaceae.
AUGUUCAAACCCUUCCUAGCCAAGGGCAAAGCGCGAAUUCGCUCAGUGGCCAAGUCUCCUCCAACGCCUGGACAAAUAGGUCUGUUCACGCCCUCGGAAGGUAUCAUGAAAGUCGGAGCAGCGGUUGAAUUCGCUCAAUGUCCAAGCCAAGGGCAAAGCGCGAAUUCGCUCAGUGGCCAAGGUUCCUCGCACAACGAGAAGGCCCAGUUGGCAAAUACACUAUCGGCCGCCCAUCCCGCGAUCCCCUGGGUCAUCGGAGUAGAAUUUCCAGUUGCAGCCUGCCCAAAUGGCGAGGAUUUCAUCACCGAGCAAGCAGUCUUCUCCAACGCCUCGACAAAUAGGACCUAUUUGGGCAAAGCGCGAAUUCGCUCAAUGUCCAAGGUUCAAACCCAUCCUACCAAGGGCAAAGAGCGCAUUCGCUCAGUUUCCAAAGACAAAUAG